AUGGAUACGACAUUGUCAUCCUCAUUGAAUGGCGGCGAAUUAGAUUCAGCCAGCUCCGGCGGAGCUUCGUCAGAUAAUUCUACACUUAAUCAGGAUAAUAUGCAUUCACCUAUAUCCUAUGGUACUAUUUUCCUGCCGAAUUCAGGCUAUCGUGGUAAUUUAUCAUGUAAAACAGUUUUGCAUUUGGACAAGUUUUCCCCCUAUGCGACGGAUAAGCAAUUGGAGCGACGUUUUCAAGAGAUAACCAGUGAUUUUGAGAAAUCAUCGUCAAAUACAGCAACCACCUCACCGGUCUUUUCUUCCAGUCUAAAUGGUUUAAUAUUCGAUGGGGGAGUUGGGGUAGGAGCACCAAUAGCCGCCGAUCACAAUGGCAUGUCGAAAUCUUCCACAACGACUACUGCCGCUAUAAACAUAGGCUGCAUUGGCUUAACAAAUGUCAAUGCGGCAGAGGGAUUAAGCCGCACUGGCACUGGCCCUCUAAAUGCAACUCCUUUAUUAUCGAGCAGUACCAGCACAAUAUCUCACAACAGCAAUUCAGCAAACAAUCUUCAAAUAGAGAGGAAAUUUCUACAAUUCACCACCGAUCAGAUACAAUGUAUGUGCGAGGCUUUACAGCAAAAAGGUGAUAUUGAAAAGCUCACCACAUUUCUGUGCAAUUUACCCGCUUCCGAAUUAUUUAAGAAUAAUGAAAGCGUUUUAAGAGCGCGCGCCAUUGUGACUUAUCAUCGCGGUCAAUUCCACGAACUAUACAAUUUACUGGAAUCUCAUUGUUUUUCCGUGAAAUAUCAUGAGGAUUUGCAGAAGCUAUGGUUAAAAGCGCAUUAUAAAGAAGCGGAAAAAGUUCGUGGUCGCCCGUUAGGUGCGGUAGAUAAAUACCGGCUACGUAAAAAAUAUCCAUUGCCGAAAACAAUAUGGGACGGUGAGGAGACUGUUUAUUGUUUUAAGGAAAAAAGCCGCAACGCAUUAAAGGUUUGUUAUGAAACAAACCGUUAUCCGACUCCCGAUGAGAAAAAGACUUUAGCAAAAAAGACAGGAUUAACUCUAACGCAAGUCAGCAAUUGGUUUAAAAAUCGACGGCAAAGAGAUCGUACACCUCAACAAAGGCCUGACAUCAUGUCUGUGCUACCAGUUAAUCAACUAGAUGCCAGCGGUUUUCCACGCAUGUUUAACGCGCCAAGCUAUUAUCCCGAAUCUAUAUUUAAUGGUCAAUAACAUUAACAUUAACACUAUGAGUAUUUAUUUUAAGUUUUCAUUCCUUUACGCCCUCCAGCAAACUUUUCAUUUUCUUAGUAAGUGUUUAAGGUAAGUCAGUCUGUUUGUAUGGGUAUAUUAUAUAAAAUGCCUAAUCAAUGCCUAAUUAACGCCUUUGCGUUGAAAACGAUGUGCAAAUGUAUGUUCAACGCUUAAAACAAGAUCAACACCGAUCACUAUGUCUCAGAAGCCGACAUCAAUACAUGUAAAUAUCUCUCUCAUUCCAAAUCGGUUUGGCCGCAUAUCGGCUUUCACAAAUUUAUAAUCACGUCCGCUCACACCGCACACAACCGUAUACUUCGUUACAAGACGAAUAGACGAAAGCUCGAGGCGCUUUAGUUUCGCCUGCUUUAAUAGUUCACGAAAGGCAAUAAGUCCGUUCAAAUGGACAGAUGCUUCGUCGUCACCUUUACAUUAAAUUAAUUAAGCUAUUAAAUUGUUGUGUACCCUAUGUGCUGGAUAUUUGGGGUUCAUUUUGAAAAGAGUCUUGAAACGUUUCACUCAUUGUUUUACGUAAUUCUUUUAAGUCGUUGCAUAAAUCAAAAUCGAAUAUAAUUAAAUAAAAAUUUUUUGUAAAUAGUUCCAAGUCAUCAAAUGG
Glossina fuscipes is the source of this 1849-nucleotide messenger RNA. It is a transcript of the gene Six4, whose product is annotated as homeobox protein SIX4. Gene Ontology annotation, biological process: regulation of transcription by RNA polymerase II. The transcript has 4 exons. NCBI's taxonomy places the organism in Eukaryota, Metazoa, Arthropoda, Insecta, Diptera, Glossinidae. Gene Ontology annotation, molecular function: DNA-binding transcription factor activity, RNA polymerase II-specific; RNA polymerase II cis-regulatory region sequence-specific DNA binding. The record is from RefSeq and is a predicted model, not a curated record. The coding region runs from base 1 to 1212 and encodes 403 amino acids. Gene Ontology annotation, cellular component: transcription regulator complex; nucleus.